This is a messenger RNA of Populus euphratica (Euphrates poplar), 3151 nucleotides long. Its product is annotated as V-type proton ATPase subunit a2-like. The record is from RefSeq and is a predicted model, not a curated record. Gene Ontology annotation, molecular function: proton-transporting ATPase activity, rotational mechanism; ATPase binding. The transcript has 18 exons. Gene Ontology annotation, biological process: vacuolar acidification; proton transmembrane transport. Lineage: Eukaryota; Viridiplantae; Streptophyta; Magnoliopsida; Malpighiales; Salicaceae. Gene Ontology annotation, cellular component: vacuolar proton-transporting V-type ATPase, V0 domain; vacuolar proton-transporting V-type ATPase complex. The coding region runs from base 171 to 2651 and encodes 826 amino acids.
CGGGGGAAGCAAAACAUAGCAUCUAUAAUUCUAUUCCGUAAUUGUUAACGUAAACAAACGAAGAGGUGAAUUGAUCGUCUGGUGAGACCUCUCCAGUUUGUACGGUCGCUUCCUCAAUAUCUUUUUUAUUUAUAGCGCAAAUAAAUUGCAAAUAUUCGGAUCUGUAAAAAAUGGGCGACGGGAUUUUUGGCCCAACCAUGGAUCUGAUGCGAUCGGAGCCGAUGCAAUUAGUGCAACUUAUCAUUCCUAUCGAAUCAGCUUAUCGCACCAUUUCUUAUCUCGGUGACCUCGGCCUCUUCCAAUUCAAUGAUCUUAAUGCGGAAAAGAGCCCGUUCCAACGGACGUAUGCUGCUCAGAUUAAAAGAUGCGCAGAAAUGGCUCGCAAGCUACGUUUCUUCAAGGAGCAAAUGACAAAGGCUGGGUUGUCACCGACAAAAUCUUUAAGAAGUAGCGAUGUUGAUCUGGAUCGUUUGGAGAUGGCGCUUGGAGAACUGGAAUCGGAGCUGAUAGAGAUAAAUUCGAAUAAUGAAAUGCUAAAGCACACUUACAAUGAACUAUCAGAAUAUAAGCUUGUCUUGCAGAAGGUAUGGCUUCUUUUGCAUCCAAAGCCUUUGGCUGGUGAACUUUUUCACUCUGCUCAAAUCAGUGUUGCAGCUCAGCAGAGUGAACUUGAAGCAUAUAACACUGCUGAAGCAUCCAUUGACAGUGCAUUAUUGUUGGAGCAGGAAAUGACAACGGAUCCAUCAAAGCAAGUUAAGCUGGGGUAUAUCAGUGGUCUUGUUGCAAGAGAAAAGGCAAUGGCUUUUGAAAGGAUUUUGUUUCGAGCAACUAGGGGCAAUGUCUUUUUGAAGCAAUCCGUGCUUGAAAAUGCUGUUGUUGAUCCCGUGUCAGGGGACAAGGUUGAAAAAAAUGUAUUCAUUGUCUUCUAUUCUGGUGAAAGAGCAAAGAACAAGAUUCUUAAACUCUGUGAAGGUUUUGGAGCAAAUCGCUAUCCAUUUAUGGAGGACCUUAACAGACAGUUUCAGAUAAUUUCCCAGGUGUCUGGAAGACUUGCCGAGCUUAAAACUACUAUAGAUGUUGGGUUGGUGCACUGGAGCAAUUUGUUACAAACCAUUGGCUUUGAUUUUGAGCAGUGGAAUUUUCUGGUGAAGAAGGAAAAAUCUAUUUACCACACUUUAAAUAUGCUCAACAUGGAUGUGACAAAGAAGUGUCUUGUUGCUGAAGGGUGGUGCCCAGUUUUUGCAACAGAUCAGAUACAAAAUGGAUUACGGCGAGCGACUUUAGACAGCAGCUCACAAAUUGGAGCCAUAUUCCAUGUUUUGCAGACAAAGGAUUCACCCCCUACCUAUUUCCAAACAAAUAAAUUUACUUCUGCUUUUCAAGAAAUUGUAGAUGCAUAUGGGGUUGCCAAGUACCAGGAAGCAAAUCCUAGUGUAUACACAAUUGUCACAUUUCCCUUCCUUUUUGCUGUUAUGUUUGGUGAUUGGGGCCAUGGUAUCUGCUUGCUGUUGGCAACAUUAUAUUUUAUUUUCAGGGAAAAGAAACUUUCCAGUCAGAAGCUUGGAGACAUUAUGGAAAUGGCUUUCAGUGGCCGUUAUGUGAUAAUGAUGAUGGCAAUUUUUUCAAUCUACACGGGGUUGAUAUACAAUGAAUUCUUUUCAGUUCCAUUUGAACUGUUUGGGCCAUCGGCGUAUGGGUGUCGUGACCAGUCUUGCGGGGAUGCUUCUACUGCUGGUCUAGUUAAGGUUCGCGCCACAUAUCCAUUUGGUUUGGAUCCUAAAUGGCAUGGUACCCGGAGCGAGUUGCCUUUUCUUAACUCGAUGAAGAUGAAGAUGUCAAUUUUAUUUGGAGUGGCCCAGAUGAAUCUUGGUAUCAUAAUAAGUUACUUCAAUGCAAAGUUCUUUGGAGAUAACAUAAAUAUCUGGUAUCAAUUUGUGCCUCAGAUGAUUUUCUUAAACAGCUUGUUUGGUUACCUUUCACUCCUCAUAAUAGUGAAAUGGUGCACUGGUUCACAAGCUGAUCUAUACCAUGUGAUGAUAUACAUGUUUCUAAGUCCCACAGAUGAUUUGGAUGACAAUCAGCUUUUUUUCGGCCAGAAAUUUUUUCAGAUCUUGUUGCUACUAUCAGCCCUUGCUGCUGUCCCAUGGAUGUUGUUUCCAAAGCCUUUUCUAUUGAAGAAACAACAUGAGGAAAGGUUCCAAGGUCAAUCAUAUGCACGGCUGGACAGCAGUGAUUUCUCUCCUGAAAUCGAGCCGCAUUCUGUUUCUCAUAACCAUGAGGAAUUCGAGUUCAGCGAGGUGUUUGUUCACCAACUUAUACAUACCAUAGAGUUUGUGCUUGGAGCAGUGUCAAAUACGGCUUCAUAUUUACGUUUAUGGGCCCUCAGUCUGGCCCAUUCAGAGCUAGCAAGUGUAUUCUAUGACAAGGUUCUUCUUCUAUCCUGGGGGUACAACAGCAUCUUAGCUCGCAGUAUUGGCUUGAUUGUAUUUAUAUUUGCAACUGUUGGUGUCCUACUAGUGAUGGAGACCCUUAGUGCAUUCCUACAUGCCUUGAGGCUUCAUUGGGUAGAGUUUCAAAACAAAUUUUACGUGGGAGAUGGAUACAAAUUCUAUCCAUUUUCAUUUGCUUCGCUUGGUGAAGAUGAUGAAUGAGAUACGUUAACUGAAUAGAAUAGUCACAGCCUUAGAUAGGAAAUAGAAUUUAUCAUACAUUGAUGAAAGUUUACCAAACUUGCAAUCCUGUUAAACAUGAUCAAGGAGCUCGAGAAAGAUAAUUGAGGAGGUGUUUCUGAUUUCGGAAGAACCUGCUCACGAGGAACAAUCAAUUUCACCGUGUUCGUGGUUAUUGAAUCAAGCCUUGCUAGUGUGGCUGCCUAUUCCCUGCGCGUGGAUUGUCGAGAUUGACUUUGAUCAAGAGCAACUAUAAAGGAAAUUUGUUGUAUGAUGCGUCUAGAAUUUUGCCAGCCAGUCAUUGUACAAGCUUCAAGAAUUUUUGCCAGCUAGAAUUCAUGGUGUGCUGGCUAUAAUCUUCGUCAGUGGGUACUGUUGUGCAAUAUUGUCUAGUGAGGAGAAGAAAGUAAUCAGUGUUGAAAAUAGACAUUGAACUCUCUUUGUAGAUGAGGAGUUAGGAAUAUAACACGACGUUUCUUAAA